AUGGCAGUAUCGGACGUCUGCCAGUAUGUCGGUGAUCCAAUGCCAGACAUCGCCGGCAUUGGUAUUCUCGUGGGCUUUGCUGGCCAGGCUUUCCUCUCGCUCUUCCUCGCUUGCUGGGUAUUUUUUCUGACACGGCAUGGCCGACUCGGAACGCCACACACUGUGAAGUCCGACAAGCACGCCGUCGAGAAGAAACGGCUGGAAAUGGUCGAGGAAAUCUUGAUGAUUGGCAACGACAUGCAAAUGGCAAUUGGCAUCGCCCUGAUGAUAACUACGUUUACUGUGGUCAAAACAAUCGAUAUCUAUCAUUUGCGCCUCAUCUACGAUACAGUCAGCUUUGUAGGCGUUUCCAAUGUUGCAGCUCUCGUCUGCUACACGUUCUGUGCGGCCAAAAGAGCCGAGUUUCACGAAAGCAACAUCAACAACAACAAAGCCACUUCUUCCCCUUCAUCUGGCUUCCUUCAUGGCCUCACGCUGGUACUUCGAGACGACGGCAAGAAUCCCAUCUGGCGCAAGUUCAUAAAGUCAGGCCGCUACCGCGUGACCUACGCCUUUGCCGUCUUAUUCUUUGCUCUGGCCGUUCUUCUGAACAAUAAGCUGGGGCACUGGGACCUGGCCACACCCGGCCGCUGCUACAAUACAGCCGCCACUAGUUCACCAGGGGCUCAUCACCCGAGUUCUGACCGUGCAUACGUAUGGAUCACUUGCGUCUGGAUGCUCGCCGUCAUGCUCUUCUCCGUCUUUGAAGGGGGGGCUGACAAAGGCGAGACGGAGGGCUCGGAAAACAACUGGGAUUUUGGACAGACCACCGCUGUCCUCCUACUCUUUGUGGCCGUGGCUGAGUUCUUCCGCAAGGGCUAUGGCCUGUACAAGUUUGAGAAGAAUCUGAGGAAACGGCGCCGGUUGGCAGAAGACGGCGAAGUUUCGGAUGAUCACGAGCUCCUCAAAAUCUCCAGCUCGAAAACGGGCAAGCAGCCGCAGCACUGCAGACAGGGAGGGGACUGCCCGGUCGUGAAGACUAUUUCGAUAUCGAAACAGCAGAGAAGGCCUAGUAAAGGGCGCGAUGUUGAGGCAGGCUGA
Grosmannia clavigera kw1407 is the source of this 1080-nucleotide messenger RNA. RefSeq lists its product as uncharacterized. Lineage: Eukaryota; Fungi; Ascomycota; Sordariomycetes; Ophiostomatales; Ophiostomataceae. The transcript has 5 exons. The record is from RefSeq and is a predicted model, not a curated record. Bases 1 to 1080 code for a protein of 359 amino acids.